Alternaria alternata is the source of this 872-nucleotide messenger RNA. RefSeq lists its product as hypothetical. Gene Ontology annotation, cellular component: RecQ family helicase-topoisomerase III complex; nuclear body. The coding region runs from base 94 to 771 and encodes 225 amino acids. The transcript has a single exon. Lineage: Eukaryota; Fungi; Ascomycota; Dothideomycetes; Pleosporales; Pleosporaceae. Gene Ontology annotation, biological process: resolution of meiotic recombination intermediates; double-strand break repair via homologous recombination. The record is from RefSeq and is a predicted model, not a curated record.
UUCUACGCGUCGCGUUUCCCACACAUCUUUAGCCUUAUCCGCGAAGAAGCAAACCCACGCACAUACUUCACAUAAUUCCAAUUGAUUACCGGUAUGGCAGCUAAUAUCGCAGCUGAGCUAACACAGCACCUAAAUGCGCGACAUCUCUAUCCUACCGCAGCAUGGCUGCAAGGCUUCCUCUCCACAACCCGACCGAACACGCCAUUGCCCGCCAUCAAGCAGACCGCCCACUUCCGCCUACUAGCCACCGACAUUACCACGUCGCUCAGUCAACCUGCAGCCUCCUUGUUUCCCAAUGAUGUACUAAAAGGCACCAUCCAAUCCCGCAUCGUCUCUGGCCCGAUUGUCUGUCAAGUGCUUGACGUCGAAGACAUUGGCCACUCGCGUUGGUCCCAGGUCGAAUCCAUCGAAGCGCAAGAGCGGGGCGAGAUGACAAAAGGGAGAGAGAUUGUGCGCGUUGUAGAACAAGAGAACGAGGGGACUGCUGAGGCUGCAGCACCCAUGCAGAGCAAAGGUCCUUUCAAGCUGCUACUGCAGGAUGCUAAAGGACUCAAGAUCUAUGCCAUGGAUCUGCGAGGAAUCGAUGGGCUCAACACCAACAUGGCCAUGGGUGCCAAACUUGUACUGCGUAAUAUCGAUGUAAGAAGAGGCGUCGUUAUGCUUGAGCCGAGCAAUGUUCAGAUGCUAGGCGGAAAAUUGGAGGCACUUGACAAGGCUUGGAAAGAGGGGAGGAAAGAAAGGCUUAUGGCAGCGGCUAAGGUGACAGGAUAGGUGGCGGGGUACUAAUGUCUUACGAUUGCAGCCUGGUCUUCCAGAUCCGAACAUGAACCUACCGAUCUUUGAACAACGUCACCUUAAGGAUGUUUUGCGAU